This is a messenger RNA of Mycetomoellerius zeteki, 722 nucleotides long. RefSeq names its product G-protein-signaling modulator 2. Gene Ontology annotation, molecular function: G-protein alpha-subunit binding; GDP-dissociation inhibitor activity. The record is from RefSeq and is a predicted model, not a curated record. Gene Ontology annotation, biological process: establishment of mitotic spindle orientation. The coding region runs from base 122 to 343 and encodes 73 amino acids. Lineage: Eukaryota; Metazoa; Arthropoda; Insecta; Hymenoptera; Formicidae. The transcript has 2 exons. Gene Ontology annotation, cellular component: cell cortex.
UGAGGAUUUACUGGAAUUAAUCGCUGGAAUGCAAAGCAAACGAAUGGAUGAGCAAAGAAUGACGUUACCCUAACUACCAGGGCUGAAUACCAAUCAAGACUCGGAUGAUUCCUUUAUCGAGAUGCUUGUCAGAUGCCAGAGUUCGCGUCUAGAAGACCAACGAAGUUCUUUACCGGCUGCAUCAACGUUGCAAAACGCCGAGGAGGAAAGAGGUCCAAGAGCCAAUGGAAAAACUCAAUCAGGGUCCACAGUGCCCGAAGAGGAUCUCUUCGCUCUAAUCCAAAGAUUUCAAGCUGGUCGGAUGGAGGAUCAAAGAGCUUCCGGACCUGGCAAGGCAUGCUAAACUCGCGAGAGCAGACGAUGACUUAAGUCCUCACGAAGUCCUUCCAUUUGCUGAAUUCUUUAAACUUAUGCAUCCUCGAUUACAUCGAUGCCUUCGUUUGUUCAUCACCGCGAUUCUACUUCCUUGAUUACUUAAUAGAGGUCUGAUAUUAUAUCUAAACGGUCUGGUUAUGAUUCGAGAAAGCAACUACUCAAAUUAUCUGGUUGUGAGAAUCAAACCGUGCCGGAUUGAUCAAAUUUACAAUUAGUAAAAGCAAGAAAUCCACGUGUCACGCAAAAAAUGAUCUCAGUAAGUAAAAUGUUAGCAGAAUGUUGACAGACUGGCAGCAGAUUUGAUUAGAAAUGUCAGCAGACUAACAUCAACUGCGAUCACAUUCUGU